GAAGAUCCAAGUUCGUAAGGCUAAGUAGAUUUCCAUCUACAGAACAUCCACCCAAAUUCUGUCUAUUGUCAUCGCGAUACCUACACAAAAACAUUCUGCUACUUUUCAAGAUCAUAGCCACCAUUCAAGACCAUCAUGUCAGGACUCGAGAAGGCCCUCUUCAAUUUGAAGUUCACCGCAAAACAAAUCAACAGACAAGCCAACAAGGCUGGGCAAGCAGAAAAGGCCGAGAAGGAUAAACUCAAGAAGGCAAUCCAACAAGGCCACCCUGACAUCGCAAAGAUCAAUGCCGAAAACGCCAUCCGCAAACAAAAUGAGAAAUUAAAUCUACUGAGAUUAGCCAGUAGAAUUGAUGCCGUGGCCAGUAGAGUACAGACUGCUGUUACCAUGAGACAAGUCACCGGCAGUAUGACGAAUGUAGUAAGAGGAAUGGAUCAAGCUAUGAAAGCUAUGGAUUUGGAAAAGAUCUCAGCAGUAAUGGAUCGAUUCGAGACACAAUUCGAAGAUUUAGAUGUAGCAACAGGCUAUUACGAAAACGCAACUACAUCCGCAACAGCGGUAGCAACUCCUCAAGAAGAUGUUGAUAGAUUGAUGAACCAAGUUGCGGAUGAGGCUGGAAUUGAGUUGAACCAAGAGAUGAAGAGUCCAGAAGCGGCGACCCCAGUCAAAUCGAAUCCAACUGAAGUAGAGGAGGAUGGAUUGGGCGAAAGACUAAGGGCCUUGAGAUCGUAGAAUUCUACGCUUAUAGGGAGAAAGAUGUUUGGGUAUAGGCGUUGUGGAUAAGAACAGAAUAAAGAAUGGCGAAUAGGGUGUCCUUUUAUUAUUCGGGAUGUAUUUAUCUGUGGAUCUUUUGAGCGUAUUGAAAUUAGAAUGCUUACAAGAAACAUGAAGAUAUGGAUGGGUGCCUGACUUUGGUAGGAAAUUUUCAGCGAUGUAUAUUGGCCUAGUUUAUAAUCCAGGCGGUGCACGUAUGUCAAGGUUGUCAAAUUACAAAACAGUCACCGUUUAAAGGAAGAUCAAAGACGUUCGGCGAUUUCAGCUCUACUACGAGCUUCAAGUGAAGCUCCUCGACGCUUCUCUCUUCAUUAUAACUGGCAAGUAUCAUUUACAUGACAACUUUGCCUAUUCGCACUCAUUUCUCAAAUUUCACAUUCAUUUCAUAACUACUUGUUUCACA
Botrytis cinerea B05.10 is the source of this 1177-nucleotide messenger RNA. It is a transcript of the gene Bcdid2, whose product is annotated as Bcdid2. The transcript has 4 exons. The record is from RefSeq and is a predicted model, not a curated record. NCBI's taxonomy places the organism in Eukaryota, Fungi, Ascomycota, Leotiomycetes, Helotiales, Sclerotiniaceae. Gene Ontology annotation, cellular component: ESCRT III complex; multivesicular body. The coding region runs from base 136 to 732 and encodes 198 amino acids. Gene Ontology annotation, biological process: endosome transport via multivesicular body sorting pathway; protein transport; late endosome to vacuole transport.